Messenger RNA from Ceratosolen solmsi marchali, 427 nucleotides. Its product is annotated as peritrophin-1. Gene Ontology annotation, cellular component: extracellular region. The coding region runs from base 83 to 316 and encodes 77 amino acids. Lineage: Eukaryota; Metazoa; Arthropoda; Insecta; Hymenoptera; Agaonidae. The transcript is spliced from 2 exons. Gene Ontology annotation, molecular function: chitin binding. The record is from RefSeq and is a predicted model, not a curated record.
AAGCAAAAUAAAAGUCAUUUGGUUGCUAAGCUUCGGAUUCUCUUAUCGUUAAGCUAAUUAUUUAAUUAUAAUACGAGUAACAAUGAAGUUCGAUUUAACUUAUUUUUGCGUAGUAUUGGGCGUCUUAUUCCUUUUCUUCGAUAACAUUCACGCCGAUGUGCUACCGAUCGAAGGUGAUUGCACAAAGUACCAAAUAUGCGAUCAAAAUGGAUGCUUUCUAUUGAGUUGUGGCGAUGGGACAGAAUUCAAUCCAAAAAUUAAAGUUUGUGAUUAUCCGCUGCAAGACCGAACCUCUUGCAGAAAUCGUCCCAACUGAUUCGAGCAUUAAAGAUGAAAAAUUUCUGUUAUAAAAUGAUGAUGUAAGACUCGCAAAUAUUAUCUUGUGAAAAUUGGAAAAUUCAGACAAAAUAAAAUACGCUUAUCACGG